Messenger RNA from Pteronotus mesoamericanus, 1566 nucleotides. RefSeq names its product C-X-C motif chemokine receptor 3 (gene CXCR3). The annotation marks the transcript as partial. The transcript has 2 exons. The record is from RefSeq and is a predicted model, not a curated record. Gene Ontology annotation, molecular function: C-X-C chemokine receptor activity; C-C chemokine binding; C-C chemokine receptor activity. Gene Ontology annotation, cellular component: membrane; external side of plasma membrane. NCBI's taxonomy places the organism in Eukaryota, Metazoa, Chordata, Mammalia, Chiroptera, Mormoopidae. Gene Ontology annotation, biological process: immune response; positive regulation of cytosolic calcium ion concentration; inflammatory response.
GAAGACAGCCUCCUCCUGUUCACUGUGGGAGCAACUGGGACUCAAGUAUCCAUCAAGAUCAGUGAACGCCUUGUGUACCUAGGCUCUGACACUGCCCUGUUGCUGGAAAACUAUAGCUCUUCCGACUAUGGAGGAGAAAACGAGAGCGACUUCUGCUGUGACUCACCACCCUGCCCACAAGACUUCAGCCUGAAGUUUGACCAGGCCUUCCUGCCAGUCCUCUACAGCCUCCUCUUUGUGCUGGGGCUGCUGGGCAAUGGUGCUGUGGCAGCUGUGCUGCUGAGCCAGCGGGCAGCCCUAAGCAGCACCGACACCUUCCUGCUCCACCUGGCUGUGGCCGACGCCCUGCUGGUGCUAACCCUCCCCCUCUGGGCAGUGGAUGCUGCGUUGGAGUGGGUUUUCGGCUCUGAGCUCUGCAAACUGGCAGGUGCCCUCUUCAACAUCAACUUCUAUGCAGGGGCCCUCCUGCUGGCCUGCAUCAGCUUUGAUCGGUACCUGAGCAUAGUGCAUGCCACGCAGCUCUACCGCCGGGGGCCUCCCACCCGCGUGGCCCUCACUUGUGUAGUUGUCUGGGGGCUCUGUCUGAUCUUUGCCCUCCCUGACUUCAUCUUUCUGUCGGCCGACCGUGACUUCCGCCUCAAUGUCACCCAGUGCCAGUACAACUUCCCACAGGUGGGCCGCACAGCUCUGCGCCUACUGCAGCUGGUGGCUGGGUUCCUGCUGCCCCUGAUGGUCAUGGCCUACUGCUAUGCCCGCAUCCUCACUGUGCUGCUGGUCUCCAGAGGCCAGCGGCGGCAGCGAGCCAUGCGGCUGGUGGUGGUGGUAGUGGUGGCCUUUGCCCUCUGCUGGACCCCCUACCACCUGGUGGUGCUGGUAGACAUCCUCAUGAACAUGGGGGCCUUGGCCCGCAACUGUAGCCGAGAAAACCAUGUGGACGUGGCCAAGUCUGUCACGUCUGGACUGGGCUAUAUGCACUGCUGCCUCAACCCACUGCUCUAUGCCUUUGUGGGUGUCAAGUUCCGAGAGCGGAUGUGGAUGCUACUUCUACGCCUGGGCUGCCCUGGCCAGGGUGGGCACCAGCGGCAGCUGUCAUCUUCCCGCCGGGAUUCAUCCUGGUCUGAGACCACAGAGGCCUCCUUCCAGGGCUUGUGAGGCUGGGCUGGGGGCAAGCCUUUCACCACAUAGCCUGACUCCCCGCCUCAAUUCCAGGCUCCUCCUUCCCUCUGCCCAGGGUCUGGCUCCCCAGGUGCAUAUUCCUGGCAUUUCCUGACAGCCCCAGCACCUCCAGGUCUCCCAGGGGGUACCCUCCUGACUCCAGGGACUUCAUUGCUCCUUAGUCACCAAAGCUCCAUCCUGCAAAUUCAGAGUUGGCUGCCUUCAGGCCCUUCUUCCUUUGGCUGCCCAGAGCCCCACCACCCUCCUUAUCCAGUAACUAGGCCUUGGCCUUCCCCAUGUGCAAGGAGCUUGAGGCACACGGCAUGGUGGAAGCUGACCCUGUGGGGUCUUGGCCCAAACCUCCAGCCCAGCAGUGACUAGCUAUGGUCCCUAAGACCUCUGUAUUUGCUC